Passer domesticus (house sparrow) is the source of this 10278-nucleotide messenger RNA. RefSeq names its product cadherin related family member 1 (gene CDHR1). The transcript has 24 exons. Gene Ontology annotation, molecular function: cadherin binding; calcium ion binding. Gene Ontology annotation, biological process: cell-cell adhesion mediated by cadherin; multicellular organism development; homophilic cell-cell adhesion. The record is from RefSeq and is a predicted model, not a curated record. Lineage: Eukaryota; Metazoa; Chordata; Aves; Passeriformes; Passeridae. Bases 5384 to 8095 code for a protein of 903 amino acids. Gene Ontology annotation, cellular component: plasma membrane; catenin complex; adherens junction.
AAGAAAAAUGAUGCUACAAGUUAAAAAAACCCAGCAGGCUGGAAAACCAAAUACAAAUUGCAUGCCUUAUAGCACUACAUUCCUUAAGGACUUCUGAAGAACUUGUAGGAGCAAGAGCCACUGAUCAGAUUCCUCCUCCUGCCCAAGACAAUGUAAGAAAACAAAAUUCCACAUGUGUUUUACAAAUUAUAUUUGAGUCCCAAGGGGGUGAGAAGCUGAAAUGCAGAAGCUAAGCUGAAAUGCAGAAAUCUCACUCUGUUUAUGUCUCGUACACAGAUGGAUUCAUACAGAACUUGGGCUCUUAAAAGCAGAGUUCUCCUGUCCCAUGAAAUUUUCACCUGAAAGUAAAGCCAUUGCUGCUGAAGUCUUUUUUCUUUUACUGCUUCCUAGUCACAUAAAGUACAACUGAGGUGACCAUAAAUGCUUUAGUGGACAGACUGUGUUCAGUGCAUUGAAGUGGUGCCCAGUAAUCUGGAUUGUGGGAUUUUAGCAAGCUGACAACAAUGGAACAGUCCAUCAGCAAUGGGACAUUCUCCUCAAAUGUCUCUCUGUUGGAGGUGGCAGGAAGAAAAGUUGAAAUUCAUACCAUUUUAGAAAUGAAAAGAUCUUUAGCCUCUAAAUUCCUUAGUUCAAGUUCUACACUUUUUUACCAACUAUGUAAUAGUUUGUAUGAAACAAACUUGAUUGUAUGAGUUGAUUGGCACAUCUACAAUGUACAGAAUAACCAGAAAGAGGUGACAGUGGCCAAGUAACAGCAUUAGGACAAAACACUCUGUUAUCUCUGCAACCACCUCCUAUCAGAUAGCAGAGACAGGGCUUAUUCAUGUCUUUAAGAAAGAGAUUAAUAUGCAGAACAAUCUCAAAAUCUUUCCAAAUGCCUAGGGGCUGACAUCUGCACAGUAUUCUCUAUUUUGGAGGCUUUCCAGCUGAAGUAAACACCUUAUCUAUUCAGGAGAAAGAGUGAGAUGCCUGCCCAGACAUCUGUCAUUGUACCCUCUUCACUUCCUCUUACCAAGUUUUCUGGAAUGAAGCAUUGGGAGCAUUGGGCAGCCAGACUAGUUGCUUUUACAGAAGACCAGACAGACUUCAUAUUCUUCUGUCAUCUUUCUGAAAAACAAAGUGCUGAAUGAAACAAGGACGAAUCCUUAUCCCUGGUAAGUGGCAAGAGGGAUAAUCUUCCAUGCUUAGGUGCCUGUUGUUUCCCUACUUCUGGGAGAAGUAACAUGCAGUGGGAACAGAUCUGCCUCAUGGUGGGAAGGUUACACUCCAUAAUGAGAAGGUUACACAGCUCCUCUCAUCACCCUGUCAUGGAAGUGUGAGGUCUGGCUGAUUACCUGUCAAAAACAGUCUCUUAAAUCACAUCUUGCCUGAACUAGAAGACUGGGCUACCACAAAGAAAUGUUUCCAUCACACAUAGCACACUGAACACUGCACCUAAUGUAAGUUUUUCUGGCCUGAACCCUUGCCUCAUUUCAUUAUGCUGUUUAGAAGCCUACAGCAACCAGAUAAACCACAUCUAAAGCUUGAAAAACUAGAGAGAGAACUCAUUAACUAAGCAGGGGGAAAGGGAGAACAUCUGUUUUUUCACAUUUGCCACAUUCCCAGCAGGAGGAAGGUUAAAACUAAGCAAAAUGAAAACAGCUGCAAGUUCCAUUUUAAUAGCACUAUCUAGGACAGUGACCUGUGAAGAGAAUGGAGUGAACACACAGAGUCUGGACACCCUGAACAGCACACAGAUUCACAGGCACACCAGCUGGCAGCUCUGCAGAGGCUUUACUUGCAGGCACAAGGUAAGGAGUGGCAGGACACUCAUUGAAAAAGCUGUGUCAAAGAUGGUUUAAACCUUGUUCAAGGACAGUCUUCAAAGUGUUUACCAGCUCACCAUAAAACUGCUAGAAGAAAUUAUAACGUCAGUCUUGUCCUUCAUUCUGAUCCUUGUUAGUAUAUCCCACAUGUUGUCACUCCUGCUUCUGAUACAGUGACUGCUACUGCAGCCUUCAGCUUCUACACUAUGUUCCCUCCUUCAAAAACAGACCAGCACAUGCUCCCGGAUAACUGUUGGUUCACCAUAACUGGUCUAUAUUGAAUUAAAUUACUUUGUAUCCUUAAAGUUCUUAAAUAUUUCCUGCCUUCUCACAGCUCAAAAGUUAGUUUCACUUAGCUUUAAAUUUAACAAAACCAUUUGCUCCGUGUUAUUCUCCUUAUGUCACAAACAGCUGUUUAAACCUGAUUAGAAGAAAUUUUCAUAUACAAAAUACAGAUUCUUCUUAGAAUGGCAUGACCUUUAAAAAGUAUUAGUGAAUCUUAUAUUAACAUACCACUUCCAGAAAUAAUGACUCUGAAGAUUGAAAAUUUAAGAGUUUUGGCAAGCACAAAUGGAGACUCUGGAUCAUGCCUUAAUUUAACAUUAAGAAAUAAAACUACUUUCUUUAAGAUAUUGAGAGACAUCCUAUGUGGCUUUUGAACACCAGGUAUUAAUGUGAACAUAAUGCAAAUCUCAGGAUGCAUCCCUUAUUUACCUGGAUGAUACAGAAGUACCUCUGCACUCAAUUUCAACCUUUUUUUCCGACUGGAAAGAUGUACAGCAGCUGCUGCUCAUUUAAUAAAAGUCCUGUCCUACAGAAGACUAUCAUACAGAUGCUUCAGACUUCCAGCUGACAGACCCUAAGGACACAGUAGCUGGAAGGCUUGGAUUGUUGUAACAGGAGACCAAGUAGCAGCCUGCCUCUUCCGCACAGAAAACAAGUGGGGCAUUCAGCGUGCAGAGGAGCACACCAGGUCCUCUGGAGAGGCUGCUGUGAAGCACAGGACAAGGAUUCUGCCUCAGAACAUCCCUGUGUACUUUAAUGCUUCAAGCUCCUGUGUAACUGGGCAGAAGGGUAGAAGACGCUGCUGCUCAAAAGCAUCUCAACUCAACAAAAAUGCACAUAAAGGUGCAAGUUUUAAAAUUGCUCCAGUGGAAAAAAGGAGACCUUGCAAGCCUUGUUCUCAGCCAGUCCCUCCGUUUUCUGGACCACUUCCACAGCUAAAAUAAGCAGACUGAGAGGAGGCUGAAAAACAUCUGCCUACAUGCACAACCAACAGUGCCUCACUAUCUUGAGGACCCUCCUUUCACAGAGAGGACAUGAGUGUACAUUGCUUUCUGUCUGGAGAAAGGCUUCAUUACUUUGUGUUAAUUCAUUAAUGUUUAUUCAUUCCUUCACUCAGGCACCUUUGAUAGUAUUAACUUGGCAGAAAGAGUCUGGCAAAGCUGUCUGGCUGUCACCAGACUUUGUGUUAGUGGAAUAUUCUUCUGUACCAAGCAGGGAUUUAGCUCCUCAAAGAGCUAAGAGAAUGAGGAAAGCUGGUUGAAGAGGUAGCUGUUUUGCAUUUCUAAAUGCCUUUUAGGCAUUCCAUUGCCUAAAAAGGUGGUGAAGGGUUGAUGCUUUUGUUUCUAGUUAUCAGUAUACAUGCAUAUUUAACCUUUUCUUGAAUCAUUUAUUUUAUAGUAACAAAGGUGUUUGUUUAUAUGUUUAUAUGAUCAUCAAGCAUUGAUGAUUUUUCCUGCAGCCCUCAUGCUCGAUGCUUGCAAUCCACUUGGAAGUAAAUUUCUGCAAAUGAUAAAAAUAUCAUCAUUUACAAAGGGCUGAGGAACUAGAUAAGCAGAUUAUUAAAAUAGUGGUGAUUGGCCAGAUUCAAGUAAGCUUUUCAAUAUGUCUUCCAAGGGGGCUAAAUCUGACUUUAAAAUCAAAGUGGCCUGGUUUUAACUGCCUUAAGAGUGUCAUCAGGUGGUUAUUGAAGAGCAUACUGAAAAGAUAUUAAACCUAAUCAGAUUUCAUCUGUUCCUCUGAAGCCAGAAGGCAGCUGUUCUUUCAAGACAGCAGAAUUGUGUGAUCACCUCAACAAACAAAGCUUACUGGAGCAUGAAAUAAAUGCUAAGAAUAAUACCAAAGGGCUGAAUAACAGAGAAACUGAAGCACCUGCUGAUACUUUAGCCAUGUAUCAUCUGUCCUUUCCUAACUGUCCUCUGUGUUGCCGCUAUUUCUCUGCCUGGGGGAGAGUCCUUAAAACUGAAUUACUUGCUUGUUCAUAAAUUCAGUUCUCCUUCUAGUGAAUAUGAGGAGGAGUAGAAACCUUUUCUGCUGCUGGGUAAAUUGUAGAUUGCAAAUAGUAAUUUUUCUGUCAGUCCUCAUAGUACUACUCUUUCUGUUAACAUAAUUGUCAGUAUGAUAGAAAUGGUUUCAGUGCCCUUCACAAUUUGGGGGGAGUUGAAUGGGAACAGUCAGAGGUCUGUUGUAAUUCACACAGGCAAAUGCAAUUCCAAAAGGUCAGGUUUAUGGGCACUUGCUCAGGGUCCUGCUCUUAUUGAGAAUGUUUCUAUUGUACUGAACAAUUGAACCUAUUCCUGGCUCUUCUGUGUGCUUGCUAUUACUUUAUUUUCAUAUUGGUUUUGAGAGUAGGUAGAUCUGACACUCAGCUUCCUAUUUUUGAAGACCUGACCAUGCAUAGCACUUUUUAUAUCAAGGAUAAAGGAACUGCCAGUCCUCCUUGCAAGACCUCUGAAUCAGGAGGUUGAUGAAGGAACUGUGUUUCACUGUUCAGUUGCUGAUCAGGGGGGCAGCAUAUUUUAUUUCUAUUGUUUUGUGGAGCUCACAGAAAAAAUCUGUAGAAUAUUAAUGACAAGUAAAUGUAAAAAAUAUUUCUGGUAUUGAUUGCAGCAGAGUUUUUCUCUGUAAAAUAUGGCCAUGUGUUUACAAGUCUGUAUAAAGCUUCACUAACAGGUUUGAGGAUUCUCUUUUCUAAUGUGAGCUUAAGGCCUUUUAUAUCUGAAAAAUGUUGUGAUAUUUUCCUCUUUGCCUUACACCCUCCAAGCAGCAUGCUCCAAACUCUCCAACCCUCCUUCAGGCAAAAUGUUCCCUCUGAUUAAAAAAAGCAUAAGCCCUAGAGACCACUAACACAUUCUUACAGAAAUAUUCUGUGUAGACACACAAUUUGUGGUGAUUGGGGUGGGGCUGUGGCAGAGCCUCAUCCCCAGUGGGCACAGCUGUGAGCAGCAGGUGAGCAGCACUGACAGCAAUGAGCCAGGGAGUGCCCAGGGGCACUGACCAACCUCCAAAGGGAGCAGAGGGCACACAGGGGCAGGGCAUCAACGUGAGGGGAUAAAAGGCUGGGCUGAGGAACAAGAAGGGCAAUGCUUGCAGCCCCUUCUGGAGUGGAGUGAUGUUACUCUGUAUGAGCAGACACCUGAAGCCUUCUGAUGUGGUUAAGGACAAGCACUGCUUUGGUAUAAGGCUGCCUGGGUACUCAGGUUUCCUCUGGACACAGCAAUCCAAGGCAAAGGCUGGUGUGUGCUCUGGCCAGUGGGAUCUCCAUACCCUAACAAGAAUUGCAUGAGGAAUUCUGAAUGAAGUGUGCUGUGCAUAAUGCCUCCAGGUAUCAAUGGCAGAGGUGUCCUGCCAGCAGCACUGUGGAUCCCAGGGGAUCUGCAGGCACCCACAAGCCCUGUCCACAGCAUGGGAGCAGCACAGCACUGUCUGCAGCAAAGGCCUCUCCUGUGGCCCCCUCCAGCAUUUGUCAGGUUCAGGCAAAUUAUGCCCCCUAUUUCUUUGAUAAUGGAGCCAGAAGCACAAACGGGAACAUGGCACUUCUCAGCCUUUCAGAGGACACGCCUGUUGGUACCCACGUGUACACUCUGAAUGGAACUGACCCAGAAGGAGAUCCUGUCACAUAUGGCCUGACCUAUGAAGCUGGAUCAAGGCGUUACUUUUCUGUUGACAAGAAUCUUGGAAAUGUUACUUUGAUCGAGGAGCUUGACAGAGAGAAGGAAGAUGAGGUUGAAGUUAUUGUCAGUAUUUCAGAUGGCCUGAGUACAGUUUCUGAAAAAGUCAGGAUCCUUGUAAUGGAUGCCAAUGAUGAGAGCCCAGAGUUCAUCAAUACACCUUACAUAGUCCAAGUCCCAGAGAACACUCCCUCCAGCAGCAGUAUCUUUAAGAUUGAGGCAAUAGACAAAGACACGGGUUCUGGAGGAAGUAUCACCUACUUCUUGCAGAACAUCCACACUAAUAAGUUUACAAUAGACCGUCACAGCGGUGUCCUGCGCAUCAAACCAGGGGUCACCCUGGACUACGAGAAAUCAAGAACACAUUUUGUUGUCGUUGUAGCCAAGGAUGGUGGUGGGAAGCUCAGGGGAGACAACAAAGUCUUUUCAGCCACAACAACAGUUACUAUCAACGUGGAGGAUGUUCAGGACACUCCUCCCAUGUUCAUUGGGACUCCCUACUAUGGAUAUGUCUAUGAGGACACGGUCGCAGGCUCUGAGGUCCUUACUGUUGUUGCUCUUGAUGGAGACAGAGGAAAGCCUAACAGUAUUCAUUACUCCAUCGUGAAUGGAAGUGAAGGUUCAUUUGAAAUCAGCAACACCACUGGAGCCAUUUCUGUGAUAAAAAGCCCAAAUCAGCUCAAGAAAGAAGUGUAUGAACUAAAAGUUAAGGCAUCAGAAGUCAGUCAGGAAGGUGACAUCUCUGAGCACACAUUUGCUAUGGUGACCAUACGGGUGGUGGACCUCAACAACCAUCCACCAACGUUCUAUGGAGAAAAUGGUCCCCAGAACAGGUUUGAGCUGACCAUGUACGAGCAUCCCCCAGAGGGUGAGAUCUUACGGGGACUGAAGAUUACAGUCAAUGAUUCAGAUCAGGGAGCCAAUGCUAAAUUCAACCUCCGUCUUGUUGGACCUGGUGGCAUCUUCCGAGUGGUUCCUCAAACUGUCCUGAAUGAGGCUCAGGUUACAAUAAUAGUGGAAAAUUCUGCUGCCAUUGACUAUGAAAGCUUCAAGGUGUUAACCUUCAAGCUUCUUGCAAUAGAGGUGAACACACCGGAGAAAUUCAGCUCGACGGCUGACGUGGUGAUUCGCUUGCUGGACACCAAUGACAAUGUCCCCAAGUUCUCCUCUGACUACUACAUUGCCAGGAUCCCUGAGAACUCCCCAGGGGGCUCCAAUGUAGUUGCUGUUACAGCUACUGAUCCAGAUUCAGGGCUCUGGGGAGAAAUCAAGUACUCUAUCUAUGGAACAGGAGCAGAUCUGUUCCUAAUACACCCAUCAACAGGUAUCAUUUACACCCAGCCCUGGGCUGUGCUAGAUGCUGAAGUGAACUCCAAGUAUAAUUUCUAUGUGAAAGCAGAGGACACAGAUGGGAAAUACAGCUUGGCUGAAGUGUUUAUCACCGUGCUAGAUGUCAAUGACCACUCUCCAGAGUUCAAUGAAAACAUCCAGGAAAAGACGAUGAUCAUUGGGUCACCCGUGAAGAUAGAGGCUAUAGACCAAGAUGCAGAAGAACCCAACAACAUUGUGGAUUAUUCCAUCAUGCAAGCAGACCCAGCCAAUGUGUUUGACAUAGACCAAAGCACUGGGGAGAUCAAGCUGAAAUCCUAUAUCCGAUCUCUGGACAUCAUCCACAACAUCACAAACAAUAAAGACUGCAUAUGGUCAUUGGUGGUCCAGGCCAAAGACCGAGGCUCCCCGUCCUUCAGUACCACAGCAGUUCUGAAGAUUGAUAUCACAGAAGAGACUCUUCACAAAGGGCCUAUGGCCGCCUUUUUGAUGCAAACUAAAGAUAACCCCAUGAAAGCCUUAGGAGUGCUAGCUGGUGUCAUGGGCAUAAUGGUGCUGAUAACUAUCAUGAUCUCUACUGCCAUGUUCUGGCGCAACAAGCGGUCCAACAAAGUCAUGCCGGUGAGAAGGAUCAUAAAAAAGAGACAGGUGCCGCCAUCCCGGACAGUCAGGAUGGAGUGGCUGAAGUUCAAGAGGCCCAGCAACGCUGCAGAGAAGUUUGUCGUUGAGGAGGACGUGAAGAGCCUGCACAAUGAGAACAGCAACAACAACGUCCAGGUUGUCCCCGUGCCGCCGGCGGCCCCCCUGCCCCCGCCACCCCCCGCCCUGGCUCCCCGAGGCGAUGCCCCGGCGUGGCGGGUGCCAACCGUGUCCGGCUCCCUCACUCCCAAGCAUGUAAUCAAGCCACCGAAGAAGAAAGGUCACAGCAGCACCCACAACGCCCUCGUGUCAGAGCUCAAAAUGAGGUUUGAGAAGAGGAAUGCAGCUUUCGGGGAGCCCCACAUCUAGGUGCUCUCAGCAGCCCCCAGAGACUGCAGACUGUGGCUGGGCAUGGAUGUUUUUACUUGCUGUCUGUUCCCUGUGUCUGUCAGCACCCUGUGAACCAGAGCAGCUUCUCGCUGUGAUAGCCACCCCUCACCUUCUGCAAUACCAUUGUGACUGCUGUUCCCUCGGCCAUAUCCCGUGGGCCCUCCCUGCUGUCUGACCACGGUGCUGAGUGUACCAGCCACGGUCUCCCCAGGUGAACAGGGACUCAGGUGGCCCCUGGUUUGGAGGUGUCUACCCAGAGCUUGGGUUUUCAAACAAGAUGCUCUGCAGCCAAGGCCCUGGUGGAUGCUUCUUCUGACCUGGUCUGGCAGGUGGGUUUGAGGUGUCUGAAAAUCCAUCACUUCAAAACCCAGACCCAUUUCUGAAGGUGUUGGCCUGGCUGUGGCAGCAGCACUGAGUCCAGGUGCAGGUCUCCUACAGCAGUGGCACUGCUCUGUCCUGUGCACAAUGUGCUUUGCAACAGCUGGCGGAGCAAUGUGCUCAUGGCCUGAGUCCCUUCAUCCCCAGAAGGUAAGCGGGCAGCCUUGGAGAAGUUCUUCCUUUUCCUGCAGCUUACGCUGGGUUUUGCCAGAGCACAUUGACAUGAUGCUGUGCUUUGCUUCUGCCCUGGACUUGCCUGCUGGGGAGGGAUGGGAGGGCACCUCAGCCUUCCCUGGACCAGCAGGGGCAAGAUUUGAGCAUAGAAGUUCAAUAGCAGCACUCAGCACUGCCUCCUUCUGACACUGUGCCCCAAAAGAGUGGGAGCCCAGCAGGAGAAGGACAUGAAUAAAAACACUGGGAAGACAAGGUAAAACUGAGAGGCAAAUGAAUUAUAAGUGGAAGACAGAGACAAGUGCUGGGAAGUUGCAUAUGUUGGUCAGGGAAGUGUCUGGAAAGAUCAUGUGGUGUUGUACACUGCCAGCAGAAGGUGUCAAGGAAUAUAUUUCAUCACCUCUCCUGGCUUGUUGCAAAAAGAGGUUUCCAUAAAAUAUUCAGGUUUUUCUUAUCAGUAUUUUUGAGUGAAUUAAACAACAUUUAAUGGGACGGGACUGGCAGGGCAGCUGACAGGUUUUUUUUUCCUGUUAUGUGACAGUAGUAAGGCACCAAGAGCAGAGCACUUUUUUCACUGGAUCUACCCCACAGACUCCCCCUCAGGUUUGUUUCUGAGGAGAUGUUUUUCAGCUGGGCCUGGCUGUUUCCCAUCCCCUGAGGAGAAGGCAGCACCAACUGACUGAGCUGGCUGGGGAGCAGCACCCUGCACCCUCUCUCUGAGAGCCAGCCCUGCAGAGAAGCUGUGCUCUCAUGAUACCAGGAACAUCAAGGGGGGAAGCACACUGUGUUAUUUCAAGGGGUUCAUGAGAGUUCUCCAGCUGUCAUUUCAAUUGAACCAGCAGACCUGGCCCUCAGGAUCUCCUCUCACUCCAGGAAGUGAAAUAAUUCCCCUUUUUGCACCAGGACUUCAUCAGUUUAGGAGAUAGCUGGUUGAAUAUGAAAUUAUGCACUUACAAGGAAAAUCUUGUAUUUUGUAACUUCAGUUCAAUCUGCCUAGAAGCCAUAGUGCUCGUGGCUCAUGUCACCCGUGAGCUGAGCCAGCAGCUGUAGCCACGAGGUCCAGGAGAGUCCCAGCUGGGGGCCAUGGCAGGAUCGCUGCUCCCAGAGCCUCUCCUGUCACACCUCUCCUUUUCUCUACUGUUUUCUUGCUUAUCCUUCCUCCUGGGGCACUGUGAUGUGAGGCCAAGUUCUCACCUAUCCAAUCACCUCGUCCUUGUGCCCUGGCCACAAGCUGGCUGAAGAGAGGGGACAUGCAGCCCCUGACCCCACUCCUGCUGCCCUGUGCAAGCACCUGCCUUCUGCUGGCUGAGUGUCUGCAGGUUCUGCAAUGUUCCCCCAAGUUCCUGAUUAUUUCCCAUUCCACUGUCUUCCCAGUGUUGUGUUACUGCCAGUAUUCAGUGUUCAUUCUCUAAUGAGGAAAGCCUAUAAAGACCAUUCAAUUAAGUCAGAUUUAACAGGAAUUACAGGCUUAUAGUCUUAGAGAUUAUAUUUAAGAGGCAAUAAAGAUGUUUUAUUACUAUGUUGUGAGACUCCUUCCCAGUUACUCUGUAUUUCAAUUUCAAAGGGUUUUUUUAAUAAAUAAUUUUUUUUUUUAAAUCUGCAAAACGUGCUUC